Molecule: messenger RNA, 648 nt
Organism: Acipenser ruthenus (sterlet)
Lineage: Eukaryota; Metazoa; Chordata; Actinopteri; Acipenseriformes; Acipenseridae
Product: lysosomal-associated transmembrane protein 4B-like
Exons: 8
Cellular component (GO): lysosomal membrane
Source: RefSeq, a predicted model, not a curated record
CGUGGCUGGGAUCGCUGUUACUCUAGCAGCUGCUGUUUGUGCUGCUAUGUCCAGAUUGGGACUAUCACUCUGGGGGAGUUGAUUAUCAAUGCAGUGGUGCUGCUCAUUCUACUUUCUGCCCUCAGCGACCCUGACCAGUAUCAUAUAACAACUGCUGAACUAGGCAAUGAAUUUGAUUAUAUUUGCAUCGUUACUGCCAUAUCCCUCCUUAUGAUAUUCAUCUGCGGAAUGGCAACAUACGGUGCACACAAGCAACAUGCUGCCUGGAUCAUUCCAUUCUUCUGCUACCAGAUCUUUGACAUGUCCCUUAACACCUUGGUUUCAAUUAGUGUUGUUGUAUAUCCUACUGCAAUUCAGGACUACCUCCAACAGUUGCCUGGUAAUUUCCCAUUUAAAGAAGAGAUUAUGUCAAUGAAUGCCACAUGCCUGGUUCUGAUUGUGCUGAUGUCCAUUGGGGUCAUUCUGACAUUUAAGGCUUACCUGAUUGCCUGUGUGUGGAACUGCUACCAGUAUGUUAGUGGCAGGGGCUCUGCAGAUGCCUUGGUGUACAUGACUACUAAUGAUACUAUGAUACUGUUGCCACCAUAUGACGAAUCAAUGACUGUCCCUGCCAAGUAUCCCCCCCCCCCCCCUUAUGUCUCUGCUUGA